This is a messenger RNA of Dovyalis caffra, 486 nucleotides long. Lineage: Eukaryota; Viridiplantae; Streptophyta; Magnoliopsida; Malpighiales; Salicaceae. The record is from the annotation of a GenBank genome assembly.
AUGGGGUAUCUAUGUCCUAUCUUCGUGCUCGUUUUGUCUUCUUUUACAACCCAGUUUGCUUUAAGCAACGACAUGCCAUCAGCAUAUGAAGUUCUUCAGGAAUACGACUUCCCAAUCGGUCUGCUUCCAAAAGGUGUUACCGGCUACAAGUUAAACAGAGACACAGGUGAGUUCUCUGCUUAUUUGAACGCAACUUGUAAAUUUUCUAUUGAAUCGUAUCAAUUGGAGUACAAGUCUACCAUUACCGGGGUAAUAUCUAGAGGAAGGCUCAGUAAUUUGAAAGGUGUGAGAGUUCUCAUUCUGUUUCUGUGGAUAAACAUUGUGGAAGUGGUUCAUGAUGGGGAGGAGCUUGAGUUCUCUGUUGGGAUUGCCUCAGCAAACUUUCCUAUUGACAACUUCGGAGAGUGUCCUCAGUGUGGGUGCGGAUUUGAGUGUAAUUUGUUGGACGGUGGUAAUUUUGUGUCUUCUUUUCAGGUGGAAAGAUAA